Molecule: messenger RNA, 4205 nt
Organism: Monodelphis domestica (gray short-tailed opossum)
Lineage: Eukaryota; Metazoa; Chordata; Mammalia; Didelphimorphia; Didelphidae
Gene: ZBTB8A
Product: zinc finger and BTB domain containing 8A
Biological process (GO): regulation of transcription by RNA polymerase II
Molecular function (GO): protein binding; RNA polymerase II cis-regulatory region sequence-specific DNA binding; DNA-binding transcription factor activity, RNA polymerase II-specific
Source: RefSeq, a predicted model, not a curated record
CCUCCGGAGGCGCCUUAUGCAGAGCACUGGGGCAUUUUAAAUUAAAGUCUUCAUUAAACAAUGGUUCUGCAGGCAACAGUUCCCGAUUCAAGGCCCCCCAGCUUCUGCGGAGGGUGCAAGAGGGUGUAGGGAGGGUAGAAGAGUGGGCGAAGCUACUGGUUGGAGCCUGGAAUCAGUGCAUUGCCCCUUUAAUUGUGUCCCCGGCCCUCGGGCGUUUCUGUCCAACGCCCACGUCAGCAAAUACCUUUUGUUUCUCUCACGUGGGGGCUAUUAGUUUAAGGGCGGCAGGAAACGGGAUUCCAAGGGGCAAUUCCCUUGCUCUGCCGCCGGGACUCCCUCCAGUCCAUAGCCCGCGGUACCCGGAAAUACAAGAUAACCAAAGUUGACAGAUUUGGACAUUUCCCUAUUUUGAAUCUUUGGCACAACUGGUUUUUCAGGAGCGGUACCAACUAAUUUACAGGAUGGAGAUUUCCUCACAUCAGUCUCAUCUGUUGCAACAACUUAAUGAACAGCGCAGGCAAGAUGUGUUUUGUGACUGCAGUAUUCUAGUUGAAGGGAAAGUCUUCAAAGCACAUAGAAACGUGCUAUUUGCAAGCAGUGGCUAUUUUAAAAUGCUUCUUUCUCAGAGCUCAAAGGAAACAAAUCAACCAACCACAGCUACAUUUCAAGCUUUCUCUCCUGACACUUUUACUGUUAUUCUAGACUUUGUAUAUUCAGGCAGACUUUCUCUCACUGGUCAGAAUGUCAUAGAAGUGAUGUCAGCUGCUAGUUUCCUUCAAAUGACUGAUGUCAUUAGUGUAUGUAAGACCUUCAUUAAGUCCUCACUUGAUAUAAGUGAGAAAGAGAAGGAUCGCUACUUCAGUCUCUCCGAUAAAGAUGCCAAUUCCAAUGGUGUAGCAGAACGUUCUUAUAGUGCUGGGUGGCAUGGAGAAAGCAGCCCUCCACAAUCUCAUUUAAGCCCGGAUCAAGGAACGUGUGCCAUGAGUGGCAAAUCUUGGAGUAAUUACAACUACUAUCCAACUUCCCAAUGGAACACUCAGCAACCCCCAACCAAACACGAACAAAGACAAGACUUGGUUAAAAAGUCCAGGCCUUUGGAGUUACCGCAGUCUACAGAUGUUCCUCAUUAUAAGUUAAGCAAACUUGAAGAUCGAACUUCUGAGGCUCCUAAUCACACCCCUCCAUCCGAAGAAAAAGUACAAAAUGAUGCUGGAAUUGACUGCUCUCAUGUGGGGCUUACAUAUGGCAAAGAAUCUGAUGUCACACCCAGAAGCCUGCCAGAUGCCCAUCAGGAACAAGAGUCCUCUCGAUCUACGUGCAAGUCACCUAAAACGGAUAAACCCUGUUCCAAAAUGCCUUUAAUUUUAGGUGUUAUGGGUAGCUGGAAUGAAGAUGAGCUGCCUAAAAUGAGAUUCAAAUGCCCGUUCUGCACACAUGUGGUGAAAAGGAAAGCAGACCUAAAGCGCCACCUUCGUUGCCAUACAGGAGAACGGCCUUACCCUUGUGAGGCCUGUGGGAAAAGAUUCAGCAGGCUAGACCAUCUAAGUAGCCAUUUUCGAACAAUUCAUCAGGCAUGCAAGCUAAUCUGCCGAAAAUGCAAGCGCCAUGUGACUGAUCUAACCGGGCAAGUGGUACAGGAGGGAACGAGGCGCUACAGACUGUGUAACGAGUGCCUUGCUGAAGCUGGCCUAGACAGCAUCCCCAUUAAUCUGGAAGCUGAACAACCACUUGUGUCCCCUUCAGAUGGAGAAAAGAAGUCCAAGUGGCAACUGAGUGAAGGGAAAAAAAAAUCUUAUGUGGAGAUUGUAGAGGAUGGGUCUGCGGAUCUGAUCAUACAACAGGUUGAUGAUAGUGAGGAUGAGAAAGAAGAAAAGGAAAUAAAGCCCAACAUUAGGAAACUGAUUUAAUUUGGAGUGAAGAUUACAAUAGUAGACAUUUUGUUCCAAUCACCAACUUCUGAAUUCUGUCACAACUGUCAAUGGAAGAGUGUUUAACUGAUGAGCUUGGAAUCUUGCAGAAACAAUAUGGAACAAAAAUUCUCCAUUUAAAUGCAGUUUUGCCUGGAGGCAGCAAAAUGAACGAAAUAACUUCUUGAAUUCUUUUGAGUUCUGUCAUCUUAAAGUUUCCUACCCUACAUCAUUUAAUUGUUUAUGUAAACAAACGAACAUAUAAACAAAGAAGAUGGCUUCUGCACAGCAAGUAACAUUCUUAACUUUUCCUCUAAACGUGGUUGUUAGUUCUGAAAUUUUCACUGAAGAUCAAAACUUAGAUACAGCAUUUAGUAACACUAGCUUUGAACAAUUAAGUCACUUAAAUGGAGUCUCUUUUCCUUAUCUAUAAAAUGGAAGCAGUGUAAUAUUAAGAGCUCAGGAUUUAGUGCCAGAGGACUUCAGUUUAAAUUUGUAACUGCUACUUACUAACUACAUGAUACCAGGCAAGUCACUUCAUACCUCUGGACCUCAGUUUCCUCAUCUGUCAGAUGAAAUGGUUGGACUACAUGACCUCUAAGGUUGCUUCUGGCUCUAAAUCUAUGAUCCUGUGAUUAAAUAUGUUUUUUUUAAUAUAAACUAAUUAGAACUUAGUAAAUGAUUUAAUUCCACAAAUAUUUAUUAGGUGUCUACUAUGUAAAAGGCACCAAUAGUUAUUGCCCUCAAGGAGGUUACAUUGUACUGACAGCUUCUGAGUUAUCAGAGAGUUGUCAGUUACUAAAUUCAUUAAAAAUUAUUUUUAUAAACCAUAUGGUCUGAUGAAUAUCCCUUUUUCCAUUUUCAGCUUUUGCAUUUAAUUUUUAAAGACUAUUAAAACAUUGAGAAGCAGUAUAUUAAAAAGUUUGAUUGGUAUAUUAUAUAACAUCAUUUCCAGAGUUUGACAUUCAGAUAUACCUGUAACUUUAAAUCAUAGGCAAGAAGUUCUAUAUUGCAUUUUGUUAGUAUUCAUAUUUAGCUUUUAUACUGCAUUUUCUAUUUGCCAAGUACUGUAAUAAUUAUUAUCCUUCAUAUAUACCUAUGAAAUAGGGCAGUUAUUUCACUUCAAAGAUAAGGACUCUGAGGCACAAGAUGUUUAUGCAACGUGUAAAUAACCAGUUAGUGGCAGAAAUGGAAACUAAAACUAUCAGAUUCUUGGAAUUCUAGAGUAUUAUGUACUGCUUAGUUCAUUAAACUGUAAUGUUUAUUACUUUAGUUUUAUAAGGUAACUUUCUACAAAUAACAUUCACCUGUUUUAAAGCAUUGUACGGAUAUACCAUAUACAAAAUAAAUAUUGUUCAUAUAUAAAGCACUUUUAACUCAAGAGUUUUGAAUGGUAUAUAAUUUAGAUGAUUACAAAAAUGGCAUUAAAAGUACAUUAAGACAUUCUGUAUAUUGUAUAAUGUAAUUCAUAUUAUGUCCAACCCCUUGAUGUUCAAAUCUUAAUUAAAUUUUAAUGCUAAUGAGUAUAGACUGGGAAAAGAAAAUGGUAAGAAGCCUCAAAUCUCAUGUUAGAUGUGUCAACAUGUCCCCAACCCACAAACUUUUUGGUUGGGUUUGUCAGCAGAUAGUUAAAAAAUAACAUCUCUUUUCCUUUUAAGGUCCAUCCUCUAAGAAAAAUGCUAAGCAAAUUACUUCCUUACUCAUUUUUAUUUUCUUUUCAGUUCUUUGUUCAUAUUUUUGUCCAAUUGUAGAGCGUUUGUGAAACAGCAUGUAUUCAUUUGUUCCAGGGACAGUGGUUUUAUUUAAUACUUUUGAGAGAGUGAAGAAGGUCCCCAGUACCGUGGGUGAACAACUGUAAAGAAAGAUAUGGACAAGAGUUCCACAUGAUGGGGUUUUGAUCUGCAGAGCUGGAAAGAAUACCCAUAUUGGUCACAUUACAGAUCCAUUUGGGUAUCACCCCAAAAAACUAGCCAUAAACCUAAAUGAAUAGGAUUUUAUGCAAACCACCACUUUGUUUCUACUUAAUUGUCUCAAUUUAAGGACAGCAAUUUGAUUUAUAUUGAACCCCUAAGAAUAGUCACCUUUUAUGAAAGGAUUUGAUGUCUGUUUAUUCUCAGGGGAGUUUGUUGGUUUUUUAAAUCGUUAUGAAGUGGAGACUGCAACAGGCUCCCUUGAGGGCCAAUCCUAUUUUUGAAAUGCUGAUUUACAAAUGAUUCUUAUGCCUACAAACUACUAUUACUUUAAAGAGAUGCUAUACAUUUAUGUCCAAAAUAAAGUUCAAUAUCUGCAUUGGAAAAA